UACAUGGAAUUGUGACUUCCCUUGCAGAAAACGUGAGGAAAACAUUUGUAUCUGCUAAGUAUGGGAAGUGUUCUAGGCAAAAACUGGAACUUACCAGCUGCCAGGAAGCCCAACAUUCAGAAGGGGAAAGUUAUAUCAGAGAGAAGCCCUGUAAAAGCAGUAUAUCCAGGAAAUGUGUUUCCCAAGAUAUGGCGCAUGUGCCUCACAAGAGGCUCCAUGCUGGGGAAAAAGAAAUUUCCGUGAAUGGUUUUGCUUAUACAUUGUUCAAUGUAGACCACCAAGAAGCCCACACAGUAAAGAAACCACACAAAUGCAAGGAUUGUGGGAAAUGUUUUGCUUGGAAAGCAGAACUUGUGAAACACCAGCGAACCCAUACAGGAGAGAGACCAUACAAAUGCAAAGAGUGUGGAAAAUGUUUUACUCAGAAAGCAGUCCUUAUAAAGCACCAGAGAGUCCACACAGGGGAGAAACCAUACAAAUGCCAUGAAUGUGGGAAAUGUUUUGCUGAGAAUUCAGCCCUUUUGAUCCAUCAGAGAGUUCACACAGGAGAAAAACCAUACAAAUGUCAGGAAUGUGAGAAAUGUUUUGCUUGUAAGUCAUACUUUUUGGACCAUCAGAGAAGUCACACAGGAGAGAAACCAUACAAAUGCCAGGAGUGUGGGAAAUGUUUUGCUUAUAGGUCAUAUUUUAAGGGUCACCAGAGAAUUCACACAAGAGAGAAACCAUACAAAUGCCAAGAAUGUGGGAAAUGUUUUUCUCAGCAUUCAUACCUUCUACGCCACCAGAGGAUCCACAUGGGAGAAAAACGGUACCAACACCAAGAGGAUGGGAAUUGUUUUGUUCAAAAAGGAGGCCUUGUGAGCCAGCAGAAAAUUCACACAGGAGAGAAACUAUACAAAUGUCAGGAGUGUGAGAAAUGCUUUUAUCGUAAUUCACAACUUGUACUUCAUCAGAGCACCCACACAAAUAAAAGAAUGCUCACCACAACGUUUCCCAGAUCUGAGAAGCGAGGUGGAAGAAGAGCUUGUUGA
This is a messenger RNA of Sceloporus undulatus (fence lizard), 1031 nucleotides long. RefSeq names its product gastrula zinc finger protein XlCGF71.1-like. Gene Ontology annotation, molecular function: RNA polymerase II cis-regulatory region sequence-specific DNA binding; DNA-binding transcription factor activity, RNA polymerase II-specific. The transcript has 2 exons. Gene Ontology annotation, biological process: regulation of transcription by RNA polymerase II. The coding region runs from base 189 to 1031 and encodes 280 amino acids. The record is from RefSeq and is a predicted model, not a curated record. NCBI's taxonomy places the organism in Eukaryota, Metazoa, Chordata, Lepidosauria, Squamata, Phrynosomatidae.